This is a messenger RNA of Macrobrachium nipponense, 1598 nucleotides long. Its product is annotated as fructose-1,6-bisphosphatase 1-like. Gene Ontology annotation, molecular function: fructose 1,6-bisphosphate 1-phosphatase activity. The transcript is spliced from 8 exons. Bases 144 to 1148 code for a protein of 334 amino acids. NCBI's taxonomy places the organism in Eukaryota, Metazoa, Arthropoda, Malacostraca, Decapoda, Palaemonidae. The record is from RefSeq and is a predicted model, not a curated record. Gene Ontology annotation, biological process: fructose 1,6-bisphosphate metabolic process; fructose 6-phosphate metabolic process; sucrose biosynthetic process. Gene Ontology annotation, cellular component: cytoplasm; cytosol.
CAUCCGUGGGUCAGCCCCACCGAUUGGGUUGCCACUUGCCAAGCUGUCAGUUCACCUGCGGAACUCCGGGUAGUAAGGAGGAAGAGUGGUCUUGCCUGUGAAUUAACUUUGUUUCCAGGGGAACCGUCUAAAACUCCAUCAAAAUGACAUCCACCGGCCAAGCAAUCGAUACUGAUUCCAUGACACUGACUAGAUACACCUUGGCGGAACAGAAGCGAAUUCCCCAUGCUACAGGAGACCUCACACAAUUGUUGGUUAGCAUACAAACAGCAGUCAAAGCCAUUUCUUCAGCGGUCAGGAAAGCCGGCAUUGCCAAGUUAUAUGGCAUGGCUGGUGACGUGAACGUGCAGGGAGAAGAAGUGAAGAAGCUGGACGUCUUGGCCAACGACCUCUUCAUCAACAUGCUCUCAUCGUCCUACACUACCUGUCUCCUUGUCUCGGAGGAGAACCAGACCGUUAUUGAGGUUGAAAAAGACCGCCAGGGAAAAUAUGUCGUUUGCUUCGACCCUCUUGAUGGUUCUUCAAACAUUGACUGCUUAGUGUCAAUCGGUUCAAUAUUUUCCAUCUACAGAAAAGCCUCCUCUGGUGACCCAAGCGUGAAUGAUGCCUUACAGCCAGGCAACAAAUUAGUAGCAGCAGGUUAUGCCUUAUAUGGUUCAGCUACUAUGAUGGUUAUUUCCACUGGCAAUGGUGUCAAUGGCUUCAUGUUAGAUCCUAGCAUCGGAGAAUUUGUCUUGACAGACCCUAACAUGAGAGUCAAAGAAAAAGGCAAAAUUUACAGCUUGAAUGAAGGAUAUGCUAAUCUGUGGGACCCAGCCGUUAAAGAAUAUGUUAUGGGGAAAAAGGCUAAGAAAGCAGGUGCUCGUUACAUUGGCUCAAUGGUUGCUGAUGUUCAUCGUACCCUGAAAUAUGGUGGAAUCUUUAUGUACCCUGCUACUUCUGAUGCACCAAAGGGAAAGUUGAGACUUUUGUAUGAAUGCAACCCCAUGGCUUACUUAAUGGAACAAGCUGGAGGCAAAGCAACCACUGGUAAAAUGAACAUCCUGGAUAUUGUUCCAACAGACAUUCAUCAGCGUUCCCCUAUCUUCCUUGGUUCUUCUGGCGAUGUGCAGGAAAUCAUUGAUUUGUAUAAGAAGCACAAUCUUUAAAAAGCUGUUACACAGCUUAUCUUGGUGAUAUUUUACUGGUAUACAUGAUACUAUGGGAAAUGGUUAUUUUUGUACUAAUUACUAAAUUUUUACAUACAAGUUUGAAAAAUCUUGUACUAUAAAGUAAUAUUCCUGUCAACCAUAUUUUUUGUAUACUGGUAAAUGUAUAUUUUUACAGUAUUAAGCUGUAAGAAGGUUGUUAAAUGCACACUAUUAUAACAGUAUCUGUUAAUUUUGUCUUCCAAAAUGUAAGUAAUGAAAUGGCAAGAAAUUUAUUUUUUGAGGUAGCUGUACUUAACUUUUAAGGUUUGGUCUUUUCCUGCCAAAACUGGAAAUGCUCAAUGGAAUUUACUGAUUCUAGUUCAGUUUGUUGUUCAUUUCAUGGGAAAUUUGUAAAGUACUGCACACCCGCUGUAUGAAAUCCAUGGAAACAAUAAAAAAAAAAAUUAA